CCCUCAUAUCUUUUGUUCUCUCUGUGAAGUAAUCCCGAAAGGCAACAUCAUUUAGGUGUUAUUCUUCUACCGCCUCCCUACCCUGUUCUUGGGUGACUUCUUCAUCUCGGGCCACAAUGGCAUCCGAUGCCUUUCAUGAUAAUAAAUCGGACGAUGAGCCCGAUUCCGCAAUCAUGCAUGAUACACCCGAGUACGAAUUUAAACUCGAAUAUCAACCAGAUGAGCUACAUCUGAUCAUCGAACAAAACGACGUGCCCCGUCUCCUUCGCUACAACGAACAAGCAAAAGAGCGUGGUGAGGAUAUUUUCAGCCGGAUGAAAGUAAGCUUUUCCGGCUACUACCCGCUGCCGCCAUUCUAUUCCGCGGCUUAUCAUGGAAGUCUUGACACUUUACGCGCCCUGAUAGACAUUUAUCGAUCCGACCCCGCGCACCGGCAGCCGCUGGAAGAAUAUCUGCAGGGACUUGACUUUCGACUGCUCAACCUCGCCUGUGCCAACGCCGAUCGAAAGAUGACACGGUUCCUGCUCGACCAUCAACCACCCCUGGGCGCGUGGCGGGAUCGGGACCCCAGGGGGGCGACCCCGCUGGUCUGUGCUGCACAAGCUUUUCCCGGUAAUGUGCAGGCUUUGGAGAGAAAGAUGAAGGAGACAAGUCCCGCGGGGAUCCGAGAGAAGUUGCAAGAGCACCACGCUCGCUAUGGCGAGUUUAUCGAGUUCUGUUUGGCCAGUGGUGCUUCGGUCCGCGAGGCGGAUCAAUACAUGCUUCCCUAUCAACUCGGACGGCAGGCCCAGCCUGGCGAUAAGGAGAUCCUGGGGGACACUGUGUUGGGAAAUGUGGUAACCCGCGCCAGCUAUGCAAUGGUGUCCCGCUUGAUCGCGGCAGGCGCCGAUGCGCAUGUCGUGCAGACGUGGUAUGAUUCCUGUGGCUUUGAUCAUGGUUUGCGGUGCGGCGGGGUCACACCGCUGCAUAUUGCCAGCCAACACUGGAAUCUGGACGCGAUACAAGCGCUAGUGGACCACCGCGGUCGGAUCGGACUGGCCGAAAUGGUAACGAGAAGGGAUGACAACGGACUGCCACCACUCCAUUGGGCGUUAAUGGGCGACAAGGACGAAAUAGCCACCUUGACUCCUUCGGAAGUGACCUCGCGCCUAUUGCGCACUGUGAAAUUGCUUCUUGACAUUGGGCCUGCGAUGGUCAAUGUGAAGGAUCAAGCAAACAAGACAGUGCUGCACUAUGCGAUUAACAGUCGUGUGGGGGAUGCCGACUGUCUCGCAGCAGUGAAAUUGCUUCUGGAGUACAGACCCGACCGGGACAUCCUGAACGCCCGGGACACCGACGCGGACAGACCGGGCUCAACUGUUUUGCAUUACGCUGUAUCACAUCGCACAGAUGACGGCGUCCGGUGUGAAAUAUUUUUGCAGCUGUUUGAUAUUCUAGUUAUGCAUGGGGCAGAUCCGAGCAUGUGCGAUGAGUCUAGUCGAACCAUGUUGUACAGAUUGGCCAUGAGAGACAGCAAUACCAGGCUAAUUGAUGCUGAGACCUUGGAGAAGAUCCUGCCACUGGUCAACAUCAACAAUUCCGAUGUGAACGGCGAUACCGUACUGCAUUAUAUUGCAAGGAGACUUCCUCAAACCCACGCAGUUUGUAUACUGCUCAGCCGGGGUGCCAACGUUAACGCAGUCAACAAGAAGGGAAAUGCUCCGCUACAUCUAGCUGUUGGGGCAAGUAUCUUUCCCAGGGGACGACGGAUGGAUGACGGCGAAAUUGUGGAAACUCCGCUUGCAGAAGGGUUUAACGCGCUCGAGAAGAUGAUCAAGAUUCUCCAGGAUGCUGGGGCCUCCAUGGAUCAAGCCAACCUUGCAGGAGAAACACCGCGCGAGAUAUUGAAAGAGACCCGAGAACGAUGGGCGCGGGGAGACUUCAGUCCUCGCUGGAGAUAGCAUCGCCUUGGCCUAAAGAUUAGCAACCAUUAUUUAUGGACGGUGAUUAGGUUUAGUCUUUUUCCAGGGACCACAAAUAGGAGAGUGGAGAAGAGGAACCGGUCCAGAGAAGAGAAUGGUAACGUUACUGUAGAUAGAGAAGGCGGCAAUGAAUUCAUCCCCGGCGGGGCCAAAACCCCCGAAUCCCCCCACAUGCGGG
Molecule: messenger RNA, 2139 nt
Organism: Aspergillus uvarum CBS 121591
Lineage: Eukaryota; Fungi; Ascomycota; Eurotiomycetes; Eurotiales; Aspergillaceae
Product: ankyrin
Exons: 1
Coding region: 117-1940 (607 amino acids)
Cellular component (GO): cytoplasm; nucleus
Molecular function (GO): protein binding
Source: RefSeq, a predicted model, not a curated record